Messenger RNA from Nycticebus coucang (slow loris), 1142 nucleotides. Its product is annotated as olfactory receptor 1G1-like. Gene Ontology annotation, biological process: G protein-coupled receptor signaling pathway. NCBI's taxonomy places the organism in Eukaryota, Metazoa, Chordata, Mammalia, Primates, Lorisidae. The record is from RefSeq and is a predicted model, not a curated record. Gene Ontology annotation, cellular component: membrane. Gene Ontology annotation, molecular function: olfactory receptor activity; G protein-coupled receptor activity.
UAAGCACAGACAUUUGCAAAUAUUCAGUUGGACCAUAUGAAAUAGCCAUUUUUUCCUGGUCCCAGACAGUCAAAUAUUAGAGAUUUCAUAUGAUUCAACCUUACAUUAGAAGAUCAACAUUGAAAUAUUGUGCAAUUUUCAAAGUUCACAAUCCAGGCUUUAUCAACUUCUUUCAAUUAACCCAACUUUCUUCUUACAGAAAAAUGGGAUGGAAAAACCUAACAGGCAUCUCAGAAUUUUUCCUUCUGGGGUUCUCUGAGAAGCUGGAGCAGCAGAAGGUCCUCUUUGGGCUCUUCCUGUCCCUAUACUUGAUCAGUGUGGCAGGCAACCUCCUCAUUAUUCUAGCCAUCAUCACUGAUGCUCAACUUCACACCCCCAUGUACUUCUUCCUGGCCAAUCUCUCUCUUGCAGAUGCCUGCUUUGUGUCCACUACAGUCCCCAAGAUGCUGGCAAAUAUAUGGAUCCAGAAUCAGGUCAUCUCUUACUCAGGGUGUCUAUUACAGCUAUAUUUUUUCAUGUUGUUUGCGAUGCUGGAGGCGUUCCUCUUGGCUGUCAUGGCCUAUGACCGCUACAUGGCCAUAUGCCACCCACUCCAUUACAUCCUGGUCAUGAGCCCUGGGCUCUGCGUCUUCCUAGUGUCUACAUUGAUCGUGAAUGCCCUCCACUCCCUUCUACACACGCUCCUGAUGAACAGCCUGUCCUUCUGUGCAGACCACAAGAUCCCACACUUCUUCUGUGACAUCAAUCCCCUCCUGAGUCUCGCCUGCACAGAUCCAUUCAUCAAUGAGCUGGUGAUCUUCAUCAUUGGGGGUCUCACAGGCCUGGUUUGCGUGCUUUGUCUGAUUAUCUCUUACACGUACAUUUUCUCAACCAUCCUGAAGAUCCCCUCGGUUCAAGGGAAGCGAAAAGCCUUUUCCACCUGCAGUUCUCAUCUCUCUGUGGUGUCUCUCUUCUUUGGGACGUCAUUUUGUGUUUAUUUCAGCCCCUCCUCUACCCGCUCAGCACAAAAGGGCACAGUUGCAUCAGUGAUGUACACAGUUGUAACCCCAAUGUUGAAUCCCUUUAUCUAUAGUUUGAGGAACCGAGACAUGAAGUCUUCCCUGAAAAAGCUAAUUGGUGUUAAGAAAACUCAUUUCCUUUAG